AUUAAUUUAUGAAAAUUGCUUUUGUAAAAAUCCAGCGAAAAUUCUUAGAAAGCUUCUGCAAGAAUCCAGGAAUGUUGAUCAACUAAAUAAAGUUAGAUGUAAAUUACAUUAAAAUCAGAUUAAGGGGAUCCGGCUACGAGGCGAUUACAAUUGGGAUAUUUGCGUGGACCUACACGAUCGGUCAAUGAUCGACGAUAGAGAUGGCGCUUCGACGAAUACGUCAGGGGGUCUGCGGAGGAAGAGGAGAGGGGAGGUUCGUUGCGGGGGUGCGCGAGCUAACGCAGCCUCAGUUCCGCAGCUUCAGUCAGGUCCCCGCCCGCCAACAAGGUGCUUGUAUAGCCGUGCGACAAUGAAAAACCAAGAAGACUCGUCCGAUUUGAGCGUCGAAAUUAUAGCAGAGUUUCAAGUCGCGAACAAUAACGCAUCAUUGCCAGCAGAACCGAAAAACGAGGCAGAAGACGCGGCAAAACCGGCUGCAUUGAAGGAAGAUAUCACCCUGUAUCUCAGCACGAUCACGGCCAUCGGCAGCAUUUUCAUCGCCUUGAGGCUUUUCAUCAUAAGACUUCAGAACUUUCCAAAUUACGUCAAGUUCGCGCGCAAGAUGAGCAGUCGCAAACACGGCACUGCUUCCACUGACCCGGCGCUAUCCUCAUUCAGACCCAACUGUCAUCAGGCCGAGCUGCGAACCGGCAAAAUACGACGAAUCAACGUCAACAAGUGCCCCAUGAAGAAGAAGAGGAGAAAGCUGAAGCUUCACAUGUUCAAGUGCGAGCAUCUGGCCAAACUGUUGCUGCUCGAAGCCUACGCCUCAACAACGCAAAGAGAGGAGGAAGAAAUUUUCCAAACGAUCACGGUGCAGGAGGGACUCGGUAUCGGCCGGUUGAUGUUGAAGAUGAUGAAUCACGACGAACAGGCCGCCGUUGAAGAACUCGGCCGGAAAACCGUCGACUUUAUGAAGCACAUCAUCGUCGAGAUUGAAAAUCAUUAUGUUCGAAAUGGUUUUAAGCUCUAGGCAGUAGAGAGGACUUUUCAUUUGCAAUGUAACAGUGUCGUGUCUAUUUGAGUUUUGUAUUUUUAUUUCCCGACUCGAGAGUGAAAAUGUAGUAUAGUUUUUGAUAUGGCAUAAUUGAGCGAAACGGUCGAUUCUCGCGCGAGUGUGAGUUUGCGGGAAUGACGCGAUUGGAGAAUCAUAAUAUGCGUAAAAUUGAUAUUUGUGCACGGAGCACGUUGAAGAAGGUAUAGUUGUAAUUGUAUUUUAUGUAACAUGUGACGCGCUACGACUCUUGAUAAUUUUAAAUGUGUGAAAUCUCAACUAUAUAUGUUUUGAAGCAGUUAAUAAAGCAAUUUGAUUGGCUGAGACACAGAUAUCCGGUUUGAAUAUUGUUCCGAUUUUAAACUUCUAACGUUAUGAAAAUUGGGCGCGCGUUGGAUUUAUAGCUAUAGUAUGUUAAAUGUGUAAUCGUAUCCAGAUUUUAAGCACGUCGUUAAGAUAUAUUCCAAUAAAUAUGUAAAUUUUGUUACGUAUUUGCAAGUUAAAAUAAAAUUCGAAAAAGCUAA
Molecule: messenger RNA, 1557 nt
Organism: Nasonia vitripennis (jewel wasp)
Lineage: Eukaryota; Metazoa; Arthropoda; Insecta; Hymenoptera; Pteromalidae
Exons: 2
Coding region: 185-1012 (275 amino acids)
Source: RefSeq, a predicted model, not a curated record